AUUUGCCUCACUUCCGGCCUGCGUUCCUUUCUCUAAGCGUCUGACGGUUGUGUGAUCCGCGUGUUUACACACUCCCAGAUGAAGGAGAUCAUGAAUCAGGAAAAGCUUGCCAAACUGCAGGCGCAGGUUCGCAUAGGUGGCAAGGGUUCUGCUCGCAGAAAGAAGAAGGUGGUGCACCGAACAGCUACAGCUGAUGACAAAAAACUGCAGUUUUCUCUUAAAAAGCUGGGAGUCAACAACAUCUCUGGCAUUGAGGAGGUGAACAUGUUCACAAACCAGGGGACAGUGAUCCACUUCAACAACCCCAAGGUUCAGGCCUCGUUGGCUGCCAACACCUUCACCAUCACCGGCCAUGCUGAGAACAAGCAGAUGACAGAGAUGCUGCCUGGAAUCCUGAACCAGCUGGGUGCUGACAGUUUGACCAGCCUGAGGAGGCUAGCAGAGAAUCUGCCCAAACCCACCGGGGAGAGCAAAGCCCCGAUGGCUGCCGUUGAAGAGGAGGAUGAUGAAGUUCCAGAUCUCGUUGAAAACUUUGAUGAGGCUUCAAAGAACGAAGCAAACUAGUAACUUUAAGUCCGCUCCCCCCUGUCCACUGAGCUUCUUCCCCUGUGGACGCAUUUUAUAGUUGUUCAUCUUCUGCUGCUGCACUGUGGCUACAAAUUAAAGUUGCCUUUUUAUCCAUCACCUUGGCAGUCAUGAGAAAUUGGGUUUUAGCUCCUCACCAUCGCUCACAGUAUUUAAUGGAGUUCAACGUGCAAACCUUUUUCUUUCUCACGCCAACUCACCUGCAUUGUCAUGAAAUUACAUCAAACACGUUUUGGUGAUAUGAAUUGUUUAUUAAAGACAUUUAAAACAAA
This is a messenger RNA of Synchiropus splendidus (mandarinfish), 857 nucleotides long. Its product is annotated as transcription factor BTF3-like. Bases 79 to 564 code for a protein of 161 amino acids. The record is from RefSeq and is a predicted model, not a curated record. Gene Ontology annotation, cellular component: cytosol; nascent polypeptide-associated complex. The transcript has 6 exons. Lineage: Eukaryota; Metazoa; Chordata; Actinopteri; Syngnathiformes; Callionymidae.